AUGCCACUGGGACAGGUGCCCAAGCUGGUGUACUCACACGCGGGUCUCUGUCCCAACGAACUCAACCCGAACCUGUGGGUGGACGCCAUGAGCACCUGCAUGCGCGAGUGCGAGUCGGACCAGGACUGCGAGUCUUUUGAGAAGUGCUGUCCUAAUGUGUGCGGAAACAAAAGCUGCGUGGCGGCGCGCUACAUCGAUGUCAAAGGCAACAAGGGCCCCAUCGGAAUGCCGAAGGGGGCCACCUGCGACAAGUUCAUGUGCGCCCAGCAGGGCUCCGAGUGCGACAUCUGGGACGGACAGCCCGUGUGCAAGUGCCGCGACCGCUGCGAGAGAGAGCCCCACUUCACUUGUGCGUCCGACGGGAUGACCUACUACAACAAGUGCUACAUGGACGCAGAGGCCUGCUCCAAGGGGGUCUCUAUCUCUGAGGGCAUGGGACCCCAGGAAUUAAUUGACUCGCCCCCCCCAAGGUUGGAAACCACUGCCCUAAGAUUCCACCUGACCUGGCCCAACACCAGCCCGCUGCCUGACGAGACCACGCUUCACCCGACCACCGCCCUGCAGACCACUCUGCCCGCGGACAUCCAGCCUCCCGCCAUCCACAGCCCGGUCUCCCGCCAGACCGUCUUUGUGGGCGACACAGCCAGCUUCCUGUGCGAAGUCUCCGGCAAGCCCCAACCGGACAUCACGUGGGAGAAGCAGCUCAAGGGCCGAGACAACACAGUCCUCCGACCCAACCAUGUGAGGGGCAACGCCGUGGUCACCAACAUCGGCCAGCUCGUCAUCUACAACGUGCAACUGCAAGACGCUGGCAUCUACACCUGCACCGCCAAGAAUGUCGGGGGCAGCGCAUCCGCUCACUUCCCUCUAGCGGUCGUCGACAAAGAACCGCUCGUCAACAGCAGCAGCGAUCUACCGUUCCCGGCCGAAGAGUGCUUGAAGUCUCCUGACAUGGAUCAUUGUGGGGAAGACACCAUGAGCUGGUACUAUGAGUCCAAGCGGAACAACUGCUUUCCCUUCACAUACAGCCAGUGCAACAAGAAUCGCAACCAUUUCGACAUGUACGAAGCGUGCAUGUUGUCUUGUGGAGGGGAUCUGGCCGCGCCCUGCAGUCUACCGAGUCUUCAAGGUCCUUGCAAGUCCUACGAACCCCGCUGGGCGUACAACAGCGCACUCAAGAAAUGCCAGUCUUUUGUCUAUGGCGGAUGCGGCAGCAACGAGAACAACUUUGAGUCCAAGGAAGUGUGCGAGGAGUCGUGUCCGUUUCCGAAAAACCACAACUGUAAGACGUGUAAACCGCGGGGUAAGAUGAUCGCCAGCUUCUGCAAGAGUGAUUUUGUGAUCUUGGGGCGCGUCACAGAGCUGACGGAAGAGCAGGAGUCGGGGCAUGCACUCAUCACCGUGGAGGAGAUCCUGAAAGAUGACAAAAUGGGGCUGAGGUUUUUUGGGAAGGAGCCCCUGGAGGUGACUUUGCUGAAUGUGAACUGGAAUUGCCCUUGUCCGAACGUCACGGUAGCGGACAGUGCGAUCAUCAUCAUGGGGGAUGUCCACAAUGGCAUGGCCGUGCUGCAGCCGGACAGCUUCGUCAGCGCGUCGAGCAGCCGGAGGGUGAGAAAGCUGCGAGAGGUGGCGCACAAGAACACGUGCCACUUUCUCAAAGAGUUCCCCGCCGCGCAGUAA
Knipowitschia caucasica is the source of this 1680-nucleotide messenger RNA. The record is from the annotation of a GenBank genome assembly. NCBI's taxonomy places the organism in Eukaryota, Metazoa, Chordata, Actinopteri, Gobiiformes, Gobiidae.